GGGUCACCAGCCCAGAAUAUUCAUUCCACUGCCAGCAGCCGAACUGUGAACAACAGUAACAGAAAUAGAAAGUUUUUAAGGUCUCUUCGAAGCAAAGCAAACAAACUUUUUCAACAUGUCAUCUGAGGAUCCAGCAGCCGGAGGUGAGCCAGCAGGCGAUGGAGCCUCCGGUGGAGGAUCUGCGGGAUCGACCACGGCUGGAGCAGCCCUGUUGAUGGCCAGCCCUUGGCUGACGGCGGCCGCUGCCACUGCCUACGCCACCACUGCCAUGUGGGCCAAGCUACGUGAGAUGGGGAUCUUCAAGAGUUUGCGGGGUCGCAAGGCAGCAGCCGCUGCUGCCGCCGCCGCCGCCGCCGCCGCAGAAGGCGCCGCAGCAGGCGAUGUUGCUACCAACGUUGAGGACUACUCGUCGCUGGAGCUUAUCCAGGAUGCAGCUGCAAACAAUGGUGUGCUUCUGCAGGAUCUGGAACUGCAGCAGCGUGGGGAGGGUCUGGGACCCGAUCGACCACUGCAGAUGUCGCCCAUUGACUUUUAAAUGGGUGGCAACAGGAUGAGGACACAAAUACACUACACUAACCGACACGCACACACUUAAUUGAUAAUGAACCCCACACACACACACAUGCACACUGCACACACACCACACACUUAUGCACACACACACACACCACAUACACAUAUAUAUAUAAAAGAUAAUUGUUGUAAUGCUUGCGCGUUCCAAAGGGGAUGGAUAAGCAGGAUAGUACCAGUACAAACACACACACACACACAUCGCCACCCUCAAAGGCCAAAACAAAUUGUUAGUACAUAGUCGAUAGUUCGGCCAAACCAAAUUAAUUGUGAAUCAGACACGAAGAUGCUUACUUAAGCCUCCUCCAACGACAAGAUGUAGAGUCCAGUACAGACAUAUAAACCAUUUAUUGAAAGACUAAAA
Drosophila obscura is the source of this 934-nucleotide messenger RNA. RefSeq names its product ice-structuring protein 4-like. The transcript has 2 exons. Lineage: Eukaryota; Metazoa; Arthropoda; Insecta; Diptera; Drosophilidae. The coding region runs from base 116 to 535 and encodes 139 amino acids. The record is from RefSeq and is a predicted model, not a curated record.